GCAGUGAUGACAGAGGAUGCAACACCAAUCCAUUUCUGUAUGGAAGGAAUGCGAGGCAUCAAGAAGAAGGGUAAUUCUGUACCACACGAUGUCGGAGACCCAGAGGAUGAACCUUGGGCCAGUCUGAAUGCUUACAUCAUCCACCCCACAUGUGAAUGGAAAGACCUCAACCUCAAGUUUGUCCUCCAGACUUACCGGGACUUCAGUGAGACUAAGGAUAAGGAUUACUUACAGAGCAUGUACCCUGUGGCAAAGGUAGAUUAGCAUGACAUUGUUGUUCUGGAGUGUUUUAGAAUGAAAAAAAUGAACUUUGUUUUAAUCUUAGUUAAUACUAUGAUGACCUUUUACUCUUGUUAAUGUAGCAAUUUUAGGGUACCUGGCACAGAAAAUGAUGACAAGCGUUCAUUCUUUUGCAUUAUAAGACUUAUUCUUAAGAACCAUAAGUCCUAGGGUCAUAAUGAUUUGCAGUUAGUUUGUGGGG
This is a messenger RNA of Mizuhopecten yessoensis (Yesso scallop), 481 nucleotides long. Its product is annotated as non-lysosomal glucosylceramidase-like. The coding region runs from base 7 to 264 and encodes 85 amino acids. Gene Ontology annotation, molecular function: beta-glucosidase activity. The record is from RefSeq and is a predicted model, not a curated record. The transcript has 2 exons. NCBI's taxonomy places the organism in Eukaryota, Metazoa, Mollusca, Bivalvia, Pectinida, Pectinidae.